AUGCCUGAUUUAGAAAGAAUUCCUCGUUCACUGUGCACUUUGAUUGAUGACCUCUGGGGUUCAAAGGGUGAGGGAGAACAUCCGUCUAGAAUUGAAAUCGAACGCUUGACUGCUGGGUUGAGGGAUAAAUUAAAGGUACUGAGGGAUAUUGACCAGGAAAUAUUCGAUUUGGUAAAUUACGAAGAGGUUGAGGCAGAGGUAAUUUCUUCUGAAGAUUGGCAGUCAGAAAUACAUGCCAAUUUAAUAGAACUCGGCGCAAAAAAGUCGGAAAUUUCUAAAAUCGAUGAACAAAACACUGAAGGUAGCCAAUCAUAUUUUUUGGCCUCAACCACAAGCUCUGAUCACAUUGCAAACCUACUGAGGCUUCACUUACCCAAGUUUGCUGGGGAUCCUAGAAAAUGGCAAGAAUUUUGGGACUCAUUUGACAUAGUUGAGGGAAAUUCAUCUUUCUCCCCGGUGAACAAAUUUGGACACCUGAAAACUCUCCUAGAAGGGGAAGCCGCAGCCGCCAUUUCAGGCAUUUCAACUACCGGAGCAAAUUAUGAAAUCGCUCUAAAACUCUUAAAGGACCGUUUUGCGCAAAAAAAAAUUGUAAACUUUCACGUUGAAGCUUUAAUGCAUUUGCGCAGCGUUGUCAGUGACAAAGACGUAAAGGGUUUACGCAAACUUGUUGAUGAAAUUGACACUAAUAUCAGAUCUUUACAGUCUCUUGGAUACGAUCUGGAACAAUAUGGACCCUUUCUUAAUCCAAUGAUAAUGAGCAAAUUACCGGAUGAAAUUCGUAUAACUGUCACUAAACUAAUGCAGAGUGGGAGAUAG
This is a messenger RNA of Rhopilema esculentum, 819 nucleotides long. NCBI's taxonomy places the organism in Eukaryota, Metazoa, Cnidaria, Scyphozoa, Rhizostomeae, Rhizostomatidae. The record is from RefSeq and is a predicted model, not a curated record.